This is a messenger RNA of Periconia digitata, 3084 nucleotides long. NCBI's taxonomy places the organism in Eukaryota, Fungi, Ascomycota, Dothideomycetes, Pleosporales, Periconiaceae. The record is from the annotation of a GenBank genome assembly.
AUGGCCUCUCCACCUUCGCCCGCAUCUUCUACAAGCAGCCUCGCGUCACGCCGCUCCGUCGAUGUCAACAAACCCCAGACUCUCCCGGACCUCGUCAACCACUUCGUUGCCUCGAAGCGCUCCCUCAACACACAAACCAUCCUAUGGCGAGCCAACGACAUUGUCACCUCAGCCCGCGACCUGCUCGAGGAAAAUGCCAUCCUUUCCGCCAAAAACGCUUCCAUUCGUAACAUUGUUGAUACCCAGGUCGAGAAUCUGGAAGCUAUCCGCCGCGGCAUAGACGUCAUAGAAGCCGACGUCCAGACCGAGUUCAAGCAAUUGCUGCACGAUUUGGAUACUUCCUUCGCCGGUCUGCAGUCUACCUUGGCCGUCCUACGCGAUACCCCCAUCGAGUCGGUUCUACAGCCGCCUAACGCUCCGCAAAAACACCUGUUCGACUUCAUCGACAGCUCCACCGUCACCAAUCUCAAAGACUCGCUGCGCGCCUGCAUAGACCGCUACAACGAAGCUCGAUCCUCUCUCGAAGACAGCAAGGAUAGCUUCGAUACCGCCCUCGAAAACCUGCAUUCGUCGAUUGACAAUGUCCCCAACACUCCUCUCACAGCCUCUAGUCCGAGCCCUAUACCGAGCUUAUACCGCGAUUUCGAGGGGCACGCAAAGGAAGCCGCCCAGGCGUUCCAGUCUCUGGUACAACACUACGAUCUAUGCGUGACUGCUCUGCGACAUACUGAAGGGGGUGCUGCAGCUGCAACAAAGGCCACGGGCGAUGAACCGGUACCUUCUGGUGAUCAGCAUGCGCCGCCCCCGGAGCCCAUCUCAGAGGAAGAGCGCCAGGAAAUGCUCAGUGUACUUGCUAAAGAUGCCAUCGAGGUCGAAGAUGUCGUGUCCGAAAUUAGGGAUCGUGGGUCGGAAAUGUCGUUCCUGCUCUCCCAGGUCGAUAGUCACAUUACACAGCUGCGCAACGAAGACUCGGCUCUAGGCAGUAUUCUCAAGAUGAUAUCCAGGGUGAUGACCGAGGUCAAGUCACACAUUCUGACUGCUCGAUCCUUCCAUGGCCAUUGGCUGGAAGACACGCGCCCAAAUUUCCUCAGCGGCAUCGAAGAGUGGGAGAGCCAGAGGGAUUUCUACGAGAGAUUCGACCAGGCCUACGCUGAGCUGCUAGUGGAGAUUUCAUCCCGCAGGCGAAGACACGACAAGGCUAAGCGCAAGGCAGAAGAAGCCCAGAAAGAGUUGGAUCGAUUGCACGCCGAGGAUGAACGGGCGAGAGAACAGUUCGCACUCACCCAGGGCGAUUUCCUGCCUCUCGACAUAUGGCCCGGCUUACAGGAUCCCCCACGGCGGUAUGAAGUCCGCCCUAUCUUGCACGUUGCGGAGCACGAUGGUGCUCAUGAAGGCGAGGGAGGGGAGGACGAGGAAGACGGAGUGGGCACGCGGAGCAUACCGCAGUUGGGGCGGGAUGCCGUCGAGAGAGCUUUGACGCGAGUCAAACGACGCAUCAUACAAAUUACCCCGCCACACAUCGCAGGCGGAGCACAAAUCCUCCACUCUACAUACACAACCUUCACGAUGUCGACCACCGACCGACUUGCGCCUUCAGACGCCCCCACAAACGAAACCCCCGACGAAGAGUAUAUCGAGGAUCUUUUUGAUUCCGACGAUGAAGACACCAACGACACCAACGUAACCUUCGCUACCAAAGUGUACAAUCCCCAAACCGCUGCCCAGCCGAAGACACAGAAGCCCUCAGCCAACUCAAAGACCUCUAUCGAUGACCAAGUUGCCGCACUGGCUAAACAUGCAGGCAAAAUCAAGAUUUCGGAAGGAGGAGGUGGUGGUGGCGGACGAGAGAAGGACAAGAGCGAUCGAGCGACUAGCGACCAGGUGCUGGAUCCACGGACUCGCAUGAUCCUGCUACAACUCAUCAACCGCAAUGUUGUUUCAGAGAUUCAUGGCGUCAUCUCGACCGGAAAGGAAGCCAACGUCUACCACGCUAUGACUAUGACCGAGGACGACGCUCGGCCGAUACACCGAGCUAUCAAAAUCUACAAGACAGCUAUCCUUGCGUUCAAGGACCGGGACAAGUACAUGACUGGCGAGUUCCGCUUCCGUCACGGCUACAACAAGAGCAACAACCGGGCCAUGGUGCGCGUAUGGGCCGAGAAAGAACUGCGCAAUCUCAAGCGUAUCAACAAUGCCGGCAUCCCAUGCCCCGAACCCCUACACCUCCGCGAACAUGUCUUGGUCAUGGGGUUCUUAGGUGACAAGAAGGGCUGGGCAGCUCCGCGUCUUCGUGAUGUCGUGUUCAACGAUCUGAGUGCAGAAGAGGAGGAGCAAAAGUACAAGGACCUCUACAUCCAACUGCUGUCUUACAUGCGCAUCAUGUUCCACACCUGCCAUCUCGUCCACGGCGAUCUUAGCGAGUACAACCUCCUGUACCACGAGUCGAAGCUGUUCAUGAUCGAUGUGUCUCAAUCCGUGGAACACGAUCACCCUAAAUCCCUCGAGUUCCUGCGCAUGGACAUCAAGAACGUGUCCGACUUCUUCCGCUCCCACAACGUGGAAGUGCUCAGCGAACGUAAGGUGUUCGGCUUCAUCACCGGCGCUGAAGGCGGCAACGACAUGUCAGACAUCGCAAGCCACAUCCAAACCAUGUUCUCGCGGCAAGAAGCCCUCACCGAGGACGAGCAGCGCGCCGAGAACGCGGAUGAUGAUGUUUUCCGCACGCAAUACAUUCCCCAGAACCUCGAACAGGUCUACGACAUCGAGCGUGAUGCGGAUCUCGUCAACUCUGGCAAGCGGGGUGACUUGAUCUACCAAGGCCUCCUCGCUGACAAAACCGCGUCUGUAGGUGCAAACGAAUCUGAUGCUUCAGAUGCAGCGAGCGACGACGAGGAGAACUCGUCUGAUGGUGAAGACGAGUCGAGAUUCGAGAAGGGCCCGUCGAGGGGCAAGAAGCAUAUGGAUAAGGAUGAGAAAGCGGCACACAAGAAGGCUGUCAAGGAGGAGAAGCGCGAGAAGCGCAAGGAGAAGAUGCCCAAGGCCGUUAAGAAGAGUCUGAUGAAGUCUUCUUCUAAGAGGAAGUGA